AUGCUGACCCGCGCACCCGAUCAGGCCGACUGGAAGGAGGGCUUCAAGAAGAAGCAGGCCGGCGUGAGCGACAUGACCCUCCUCUCGACCAUCUCGAACGACAGCGUCAACGACAACCUCAAGAAGCGCUUCGAAAACGGCGAGAUCUACACCUACAUCGGCCAUGUCCUCAUCUCGGUCAACCCGUUCCGCAUGCUCCCGAUCUACGACGACACGACGCUCCACUCGUACCGCGGCAAGAACCGCCUCGAGAUGGUCCCGCACGUGUACGCCGUCGCCGAGAGCGCGCACUACAACAUGCGCUCGUACGGCGACAACCAGUGCGUCAUCAUCUCGGGCGAGUCGGGCGCCGGCAAGACCGAGGCGGCCAAGCGCAUCAUGCAGUACAUCGCCGCCGUCUCGGGCGAGGGCAGCAACGCCGGCGGCAUCAACGACAUCAAGGAGAUGGUCCUCGCGACCAACCCGCUGCUCGAGAGCUUCGGCUGCGCCAAGACGCUGCGCAACAACAACUCGAGUCGUCACGGCAAGUACCUCGAGAUCGAGUUCGACGCGCAGGGCAACCCGGUCGGCGCCAUCAUCACCAACUACCUCCUCGAGAAGAACCGGGUCGUCGGCCAGAUCAAGUCGGAGCGCAACUUCCACAUCUUCUACCAGCUCACCAAGGGCGCGUCGGCGGCGCAGCGCGAGGCGUACGGCCUGCAGGGUCCCGAGGCGUACGCGUACACGAGCAAGUCGGGCUGCCUCGAGGUGCCCGGCAUCGACGACACGCAGGACUGGGCUGAGACGCUCAACGCGAUGCGCAUCGUCGGCCUGAGCCAGGGCGAGCAGGACAACAUCCUGCGCAUGCUCGCCUCGAUCCUGUGGAUCGGCAACGUCGAGUUCAAGCCCGACCAGGACGGCAACGCCGCCAUCAAGGACGAGAGCGUGACGGCGUUCGUCGCGUACCUGCUCGAGGUCGACCCGGCCCAGGUCGGGCGCGCGUUGACGAGCCGCAUCAUGGAGACGCAGCGCGGCGGCCGGCGAGGGUCCGUGUACGAGGUCCCGCUCAACCCGGCCCAGGCGGCGUCGGUCCGCAACGCGCUCGCCAAGGCCAUCUACAACAACCUGUUCGAGUGGAUCGUCGACCGCGUCAACGUGUCGAUGCGCGCCAAGCAGCAGGGCCAGACCAUCAUCGGCGUCCUCGACAUCUACGGCUUCGAGAUCUUCGACACGAACCAGUUCGAGCAGCUGUGCAUCAACUACGUCAACGAGAAGCUGCAGCAGAUCUUCAUCCAGCUCACGCUCAAGACGGAGCAGGAGGAGUACGUGCGCGAGCAGAUCAAGUGGACCCCGAUCGACUAUUUCAACAACAAGGUCGUGUGCGACCUGAUCGAGGAGAAGCGCCCGCCCGGCCUGUUUGCCGCCCUCAACGACGCGUGCGCGACGGCCCACGCCGACCCGACCGCGGCCGACAACUCGUUCUCGCAGCGCAUGGGCGGCAUCAGCAACCCGCAGUUCGAGCCGCGUGGGUCCAAGUUCCUCGUCAAGCACUACGCCGGCGACGUCAUGUACACGGUCGCCGGCAUGACCGACAAGAACAAGGACGUCCUCCUCAAGGACAUCCUCGACCUCAUCGCGUCCUCGAGCAACCAGUACCUCCAGGGCCUCUUCCCCGACCGGCCCGACCCGGACAGCAAGAAGCGCCCGCCGACCGCAGGCGACAAGAUCAAGUCGUCGGCCAACGCCCUCGUCGAGAAGCUCAUGCGCUCGCAGCCGCACUACAUCCGCACGAUCAAGCCCAACCAGAACCGCUCGCCGUCCGAGUACGACACCAAGGCCAUCCUGCACCAGAUCAAGUACCUCGGCCUGCAGGAAAACAUCCGGGUUCGCCGAGCCGGUUUUGCCUACCGCAACACGUUCGAGAAGAUGGUCGAGCGCUUCUACCUCCUGUCGCCCGCCACGUCGUACGCCGGCGACUACAUCUGGCAAGGCGACGCGCGCACCGGGUGCGAGCAGAUCCUCAAGGACACGGGCGUCGCGCGCGAGGAGUGGCAGAUGGGCACGACCAAGGCGUUCAUCAAGAACCCGGAAACGCUGUUCGCGCUCGAGACGAUGCGCGACAAGUACUGGCACAACAUGGCGGCGCGCAUCCAGCGGUGCUGGCGGGCCUACCUGCGCCGCAAGGAGGACGCGGCGCGCACGAUCCAGCGCUUCUGGCUCAACAAGAAGGAGGGCAUCGUCUACGCCCAGCAGCGCGACUACGGCCACCAGAUCCUCGGCGGCCGCAAGGAGCGUCGCCGGUACUCGCUCGUCAGCAUGCGCAAGUUCCUGGGCGACUACCUCGCCGUCGGCGAGCGCGACAGCGUCGAGGGCUCGCGCCUGCGCAGCGCCGCCGGCAUCGCCUCCAACGAGGCGGUCGCGUUCAGCUCUCGGGCCGACCUCCUCGUCUCGAAGCUCGGUCGGUCGUCCAAGCCGAGCCCGCGGUACCUCAUCCUCACCGACAAGGCCGUGUACCUCCUCAUCUCGACGGCCGUCCAGGGCCAGGUCCAGACGUCGCUCGAGCACAAGAUCCCGCUCGUCACCAUCCGCAGCGUCGGCCUGUCGAACCUGCGCGACGACUGGAUGGCGCUCAACACGACGAGCCAGGAGGAGGGCGACCCGCUCAUCUCGUGCCCGUUCAAGACCGAGUUCCUCGUCCACCUCCAGCAGCGCACCAACGGCGCCGUCCAGGUCAACAUCGGCCCGUCGAUCCAGUACUCGAAGAAGAAGGGCAAGACGGCGACGAUCGCGUUCAAGAAGGACGAGUCGAUCCAGCGAGGCGACGUGUACAAGUCGUCGACCGUGUCGGUGCCGUCGGGCAUGCCGGCCAACAGCCAGUCGGACCCGCCGUGCGCCCGCAAGCCCAAGCAGAAGAAGGCGCCCGUCGCGAAGCAGAGCAACGUGCGUCCUCUCUCUCCUUCUCGAUCGUCCCUCUCAAGAUCGUCACUGACACUCUUGCCCCGCCGCACGCAGCGCCCUGCAGGAGGGCAGCGUCCCGCAGCUCGCAACCUCCCCGUCCAGUCGGGCGGGUUCGGCGGCGUCAAGCCGGCUCCUCCCGCCGGCAUUGCCGCUGCCGCCUCUGCUGCACCUGUCGCUCGAGCCGCACCCGUCGCACCGGGCGCCGGUCGUGCUGCCCCGCCGCCGCCGUCGCGAGCGCCGGCCCCACCUCCUCCUUCCGAGCCCGAGGUCGAAAAGUACAAGGCGCUCUUCACGUUCGAGACGGACCAGCCGGGCGAGCUCGCCCUCACCAAAGACGAGCAGCUCGAGGUCGUCACCAAGGACGACGGCGGCUGGUGGCUCGUCAAGCGUGGCUCGCAGGAGGGUUGGGUGCCGUCCAACUACCUCCAGCUCGUCCCGCCCAAGCCCAAGCCCGCCGCCGCACCUCCCGCGCCACCGUCCAUCCCGUCCAAGCCGUCGAUCCCGAAUGGCCGCCCCGCCGCACCGCCCAUCCCUGCCGUGACGUCCUCCGCACGUGCACCCCCUCCUCCUCCUGCGCCUCCCGCACCCGGCGGCGCAGGUCGCGCCCCGCCGCCGCCCGCGCCGCCGGCCUUUGGCGGCGCCCGUGCCCCGCCUCCUCCUCCCGCGUUCGGCGGCGCACGCGCACCUCCUCCUCCUCCCGCGCCGCCUCGUGCAGGUGCGGGAGCCGGGCGCGCCCCGGGCCCGCCGCCGCCGCCGCCCGCGCCGCCGAUGCGCGCCAACGGCGGCGGCGGCGGCCCUCCUCCCCCGCCGCCGCCUCCUCCGCCACCGAUGGGUGCUCCGGCCGCGCCUCCUCCUCCGGGUGGCGGCAUGGGCGGGCUCGUCAAGCCGUCCGCGGGAGCGCUCCAGGCUGCGCUGGCCAAGCGGGCCGGCCGCAAGCCAGCCGACGAGGACGACGACUGGUGAGCGAUUGCGGUCGAGCGAGAGUACUCUCGAGAACCUGGAAUGCCAAAGAGCGAGUUUGAGCCGUC
This is a messenger RNA of Rhodotorula graminis WP1, 3965 nucleotides long. RefSeq lists its product as uncharacterized. The record is from RefSeq and is a predicted model, not a curated record. NCBI's taxonomy places the organism in Eukaryota, Fungi, Basidiomycota, Microbotryomycetes, Sporidiobolales, Sporidiobolaceae. Gene Ontology annotation, biological process: endocytosis; actin filament organization; vesicle transport along actin filament. The transcript has 13 exons. Gene Ontology annotation, molecular function: microfilament motor activity; actin filament binding; ATP binding. Bases 1 to 3900 code for a protein of 1299 amino acids. Gene Ontology annotation, cellular component: cell tip; plasma membrane; microvillus.